Anopheles funestus (African malaria mosquito) is the source of this 2762-nucleotide messenger RNA. RefSeq names its product DDB1- and CUL4-associated factor 12 homolog (gene DCAF12). Gene Ontology annotation, molecular function: protein binding. The record is from RefSeq and is a predicted model, not a curated record. NCBI's taxonomy places the organism in Eukaryota, Metazoa, Arthropoda, Insecta, Diptera, Culicidae. Bases 451 to 1836 code for a protein of 461 amino acids. Gene Ontology annotation, cellular component: Cul4-RING E3 ubiquitin ligase complex. The transcript has 3 exons.
UUUUUAUAGAGAAAGCUAGAAUUGCAUCCAUCGAACAGAGAUUCGUAAUUUUAAGCUUACAUAUUAUAAUCCCAACAAAAAAGGAAAGGUUAACACAAUUUAAAUAUGUGUUUGACGAUGUAAAAUGUGUAUGUAUUAGGGUUGUUGCCCGUGGUUCUUCGUAAGCGAUUGAGCGAAGAUUGCUUGCGUCUCUGCACCGUUGUCCCAUUUACCAUAAACUUUUGUGUUGCUCCCCCUUCGUGCAUCAUACUGCUGGCACCAAUAUCUGAUCCGCUGUGGUAUGGUUCCUGGUGCACCGCGGAACACAUUGCUGCAUGUCGGUGUCGAAACUAAAAGUGUGGUUUCAGUGUUCUGAUCGAUUCUUUAGCAGGGUGAACCGAUUGGCUUGACGGCACAGGUACGAACGGCACAGUACACUACCACAUCCCGAGCUGUGUUUCAUCUGUGAAGAUGUCUAAAACGUUAAAACGGCCAGUGGCGGGUGAACGGCCCAGCUGCUACAUUCCCACUCGGUUGGACGAUCGUCGUAUUAGGCACCGAACGUUGCGCCAGGAACGGCGAAGAAAGCCCGACAAACCGGACGAUUUCGUCACGUACGAAGAUAGUGACAGUGAGGAGGAAACGCCUAGCCAGCAGCACCAGGUCCUUAGUACAUCGUACAACUUUGUAGACUACAUUAGAAGCAGAGAAUCAGACUUGCCCGAUGAGCGAUCGAUAGAUCCAACGUACGCCAGCAGGCACAUCCUGACGCACGAUAUGUUCCGCGAAACGCCCAUCUCCUUGGGCAACAUCAACAAAGUGUUCUGCUCGCAAUGGCUCAGCAAUCGGCAGGUCGUCUUCGGUACCAAGUGCAACAAGCUGAUGGUGUACGACGUUAACAUGCGAAGGGUGGACGCCAUUCCGACGUUACCGAAUAGCCACGGGGCCAGCCCCGACACGCAGUCCGGUAUACACGCAUGUCAGAUUAAUCCUAGCCACAGUUUGCUUGCGACCGGUGCGCGACAUUCGGCCGAUAUUGCGCUGUACCGUUUGCCUACGCUAGAUCCGCUCUGUAUCGGUGAGAAUGCGCACCGGGAUUGGGUGUUUGAUAUGUGUUGGCUGGACGAUCAGUUCCUGGUAUCUGGAUCGCGCGAUACCAAGCUUGCACUGUGGCGUGUCAACGAAGAUCUUAUGGAGUUCCCGGAGGUAAAGGACGGCGAGGAGGAACAGGAUGUGCCAAGCUAUGCGCACAUCACGCCCGUCGCCGUAAAGGAAUGCCGCGGUGCGCAAAAGAUCCGGGCAAUUUGUUUCAACAAAGAGUACCGCGAACUGGCGCUGCUUUCGCUAAACGGCUACAUGCAUCUGUUUAAUGCGGAAACGUUCUCACAAAAACUUUCGCGAAAGUUACCCAAUUGUCAGGAAAACGUGUGUAUAGCUUGCCAACCGAACGGUCUGUACGCGGUAGGUUGCCGUUCGUAUACGUUGCUACUGGAUCCACGAACACUGCAGGCCGUGAAAAAGAUAGCAUCGCGGUACAGUGGCUUCGGUAUACGGUCGGCAAGUUUCCAGGGUAACAUUCUUACCAUUGGCACCGGUAUGGGAAUGCUGAUGUUCUUCGACAUACGAGCCGGAAAGUAUCUCGAAUCGUGCAUAAACUCUUCCCGUACGGUAGUACUGAAAGCUAGCAAAGGCUACGUGGCCCAAUUCCCAGACGAAGAAAUGGAUGGAUUCCAGCAGAACAAGUACUCACCCGCUAUAUACACACACUGCUACGACAGUAGCGGUACCAGACUUUUCACUGCUGGCGGACCAUUACCGGCCACACUAAUAGGUAACUAUGCAGGUAUCUGGCAAUAAUGGUAGUCGAUAUUUGAUCGUGCCAAUGGUUUGUUCCAUUGGCAACAGCAGCUAAACAUUGGCAUAGCAGCAAUUUUGCUUGUAAAUUUUGAUCAUAUUUUAAGGUGACAAUUACGUUUUCGAACAACUAUGAAUGUGUGACGGUUUCUACACAGCUCAGGAUCGCACUGCUGCGAAAUCGGUUUUUUGCGAAAAAUGAUAACAACUCUACGGGGCUGCUGCGAUCUUGUGCUGUGCUGAAAUAGUUAACGAGUGUAAACAUUGUACACAUUUGCUAAACAUUUUCUCUACCGUGAAGUAAGAAAUUCAUUAAAAAUUGAAGCUUGAAAGCUAACGAUUAGUGUGACACGUUUUGUGUGGAAAAUCCUUUGGUUUAUCCGGAAUGUGUUAUUUUGUUUUAUUUUGUGAAUCUUCUGGAGGUUUAAAUAAGGUAUAUUUUUUUAUUUAAUGUUUAUGAAUUACUACUAUAGUUUAGAACAUCACGUACGUAGAUUUGAAAGUGUAGCAUCAGCAUCAUGCAUACAAUUAUCUGCCCUGUUUAAUUGUAAUCCUCAAAGGAUAGUUCGAAUGUGUAGCUCGAUCAAAAAAAAAUUAGUUUUGAUUCGUGCUAAAUGUUCGUUUCUUCAUUUGAGAAUUGACAUACAACAGGGACAGAAUAUCAGACAAGGUCAAGUUUUCGCAAAGGACGAUCCCAAGAAGGUUAAAAAUGUCCGUCUACCAACGAAAUAUAGUGUAACGUAAAUUAUACAAGCAACGCUACAACCGUCUGAGCGGCUGAUAUGAGCAAGGUAUUCAAAGAUGGUCUUUGCUACUUUUGUAAGUUGAUCAUCACGAUUCGUUUAGGCAUGGUCAAAAAGUAAAGUAAUAGAAAUUUCAUAAAGAUUGCUAAUAAAGUCUACCUAGUAAAUUAUGAAUAAGACAUUUAA